AAAACUCGGCACCCCGGGAGGGAUCGCAGUGUCGCCCGUUCUAGAAGGGAGCACGUCCGAGGAUGAAGAUGGGAAAGGAUGAGGCCAGGUUCCCUCCGCCAAGAGAGGCUUUGGAGAGACCCAGUAAAGACCUUCCUGUCCUCCAGGACGCCGUGGGCCUCAAACCCAGAAGGGAUCUGGCGGGAGAGAGGCAGCCCUCCAAAGCUGCGCCUGCCGGGAGAUCCCUCAGACGGGCACUUCUCCAGCAGGUGAAGGAGGAACCGCCGGAAGGUUCGGCCCAGCGCUGGGAAAGCCAGUGGCAGGAGUUCUUAAGGACCGCCGAAGCUCCUCCUCACUCUGGCUGGGGACCCCCACCGUUGUGGGCACCGCCGACCCCAUGGGACAACGCCACGGCUUUCCUCGCCGCCUUCGAACAAGUGGCUGAGGCUUGCCGGUGGCCGAAGGGCGAGUGGGCGAGCCGGCUGCUGCCGGCCCUCAGCGGCGAAGCCAAACUGGCCUUCCACAGCCUGGAGGCGGGCGACCGAGAAGACUACGGGAAGGCGAAGGCCAUCAUCCUGCGGUGGGAGGCCCUCAGCCGGGAGAGGUGGCGCCAGCACUUCCGGCGGUUCCGCUACCAGGAAGCCCAGGGGCCGAGAGGCGUUUACAGCCGGCUCCAGGAACUUUGCCGCCAGUGGCUGAAGGUCGAGAGGCACUCCAAGGAGCAGAUCCUGGAGCUGCUGAUCCUGGAGCAGUUCCUGAUCAUCCUUCCCCCGGAGAUCCAGAGGUGGGUCCGGGAGCAUGGCCCGGAGACAUCCUCCCAGGCCGUAGCCCUGGCAGAGGAGUUCCUGCUGAGGCAGCCAGAGGCAGAACGAGGGGACAGCCAGGUGAGACGUUGGCGUGUAUUUGCAGGGUUUGAAGAGGACGUUUCCUGCGAGGGUGACCGGGAUCUGUCUGAGAUUGAACUCUGCAUCAAAACCAAGCAGGAGGAAGAUGAUGAGGAUGGCGAGGAUGAUGGUGACCCUGGAAAGGAUAGCCUGCUGGCAGGCAAAGAAUGGACAGCCGUAGAUGAUGGGGAAAAAUAUGUACCGGGAGAAUCUGAACCAGUGGGACUGUGUGAGACAUCAACGUGGAAAAUGGUAGAGAACUUUUCUCUACAUCAUGAGCGAGAAAAUUCCUCAGCAAGUCCACAGAGAGCAGCUUUCUGGCAGGAGGUCUCCUCAGAUCGCUCCGUUUCUUGUGGGGAAGAUCUCAAGGACCCCGCCAUCCAGAUAGAAAUUGGCUCUGUCUUUAUUCUCACAGGCGAUGUGUGGGAGUGCGAAGAGGAGACGCCUCAGAUUUCUUUUGAGAGAAUGAGAUGCGAGGAGUUGAGAGAGGGCCUUUGGGAUCAGCGUGGACCAGAGAUGAAAGAAGGAAACUAUACCCCGAAGAAGAUGAACCUACCCACUCUUUACCAGGAUAGGGACUUCUGCGAUAUCCUGAGCCAGCAGAAACCUCUAGAAAGCCAAAAGAACAAGUGUUUCGCUGCUCACUGGGCAAUCCGCUCAGACGGGAAAACGGACCAAAGCUUAGCCUUUACGAACAGUUUUGUCGAGGGCCGCAGCCUUCCUCAGUUUCAAAUGCUUCACGAAGAAGAGAAACCGUAUAAGUGUUUUGUGUGCGGAAAACGUUUCACGCGAAGCACCAACCUUACCGCCCACCAAAGAAUCCACACAGGGGAGAAACCGUACGGUUGCCCGGACUGUCCCAAGAUGUUCACGAGCCAGUCGGAUCUCAUUAAACAUAAGAGGAUUCACAGAGGAGAAAAACCCUAUAAAUGCUUUGUAUGCGGAAAGAGCUUUAGUCAAGGUGGACACUUGACUGCACAUCAGAGAAUUCACACUGGGGAGAAGCCCUAUAAGUGCUUGGAAUGUGGGAAAAGCUUCAGUAAGAACACCAACCUUACUCUGCAUCAGAGGAUUCAUACCGGGGAGAAACCUUACAAAUGUUUGGAGUGCGGGAAGAGUUUCACUUGGAAUUCGAACCUCACUUCUCAUCAAAGGAUCCACACAGGGGAGAAGCCGUUUCAAUGCUCAGAUUGUAACAAGUGUUUCUGUAACCACUCGACCCUUAUUAAGCACGUGAGGAUCCACACAGGGGAGAAACCCUAUAAAUGCUUUGCGUGCGGAAAGAGCUUCAGCCAGAGCUCCAGUCUGACGGCGCAUAAGAGGAUUCACACCGGGGAAAAACCGUAUCAAUGUUCCGAGUGUGGGAAAAGCUACAGUAAAAACACAAACCUUAUUUCACACCAGAGAAUUCACGUGAUGGGAAAACUGCAUAAGUAAAUACAGUGGCGCCCUGCAUGACGACGAUCCCGCAGAAUGAUGAAAUCGCAUGACGAUGACUUUUUUGCAAUCGC
Pogona vitticeps (central bearded dragon) is the source of this 2374-nucleotide messenger RNA. NCBI's taxonomy places the organism in Eukaryota, Metazoa, Chordata, Lepidosauria, Squamata, Agamidae. The record is from RefSeq and is a predicted model, not a curated record.